This is a messenger RNA of Eremothecium sinecaudum, 816 nucleotides long. Its product is annotated as HDR025Wp. The record is from RefSeq and is a predicted model, not a curated record. Bases 1 to 816 code for a protein of 271 amino acids. The transcript has a single exon. Lineage: Eukaryota; Fungi; Ascomycota; Saccharomycetes; Saccharomycetales; Saccharomycetaceae.
AUGUGUGUUGUAGCAGUCGCUGCCUCAACUGUCCGUAAUACAUCUUCUACCGCAGCAGCAAGUGAUACAGCUUCAAGUGUCGCGAUGCGUCAUCGGGCCCAUGCUCCAAAGACAGAGCUUAUUUAUUCUGCGCAAUACAAGCGUAUUUCUAUACCCGAGCUACUAAACCACGAUUCAUCCACUGCCGCACCCAAGAAGGAGCAGGUAGAACAGCGGACCAAGAAGAUGCUUGGCGCUCCGGUGAAGAGCGAGGCGGUGCCGGCACCUAACAUUCCUACCGCUUUCGCAUCGCCAAGAUCCAACACCCCUAGCCCCAGCUCUGUGGCGAGGAGGCCUCAGGGCAGGCCCAUCACACAGAAGUUAGUUGGUAUGUUUACGAUUUAUGAUUGCAAAGAAGACCUGAUUCUCGAUCUUGUAAGGACAGAGUGCUUACAACUACUAAGGGGGCCUUCUGCACCAAUCGUGAAGAGACCUAACGUUUCAUGCCUCCAAAAAAUCAUUGACUUAAAAGAACCUACAAUAUACGACCAACUAAAGAUACAGUUUCAGACGGAUGAUACCCUUCAGUUUAUUAAACUUAUCAGAGAUCACAAAGGGAAGUUGCUUCGCUUGGAAACCGUUCCUUGCAAUGAAUCCCAGAUUAAUAUAGACUUCAUUAAGAGAAACGUUUGCUAUCCAAGAUACAAGUCGAAUAUGAAAUUCUACUUAAUAAGGAGUGACUCGUUACAAAAUAAGUUCAUCUAUUAUCACAACCGCGGGACAUUUGAAAGGGAAAAGCAUCUGAUAGACCUGAACAUCGAGGUCUGGGUUAGAUAA